AUGGCGCGGGAGAAGCUGGUGGCGGCGGCGGCGGCGCAGCCGCUGGCGCCCGUGUCGGGCCGCGUCCAGCUGCAGGUCUUCUACCACGACGAGCGCCGCGAGCUGGUCGUGUCGGUGCUCGCCGCAGACGACCUGCCCCCGCGCGACGACACCGGGUUCGGCACGCUGCCCGAGGCCUUCCUCAAGCUGCGCCUGCUGCCCGCCACGAACGAGCAACACGUCGUCAAGUCGAGCGUGGCAGAGCCGACGCAAAACCCAAUCUGGAACGCAACCUUCGACUUUCCCAACGUGCCGGGUGAGGACCUGAUGGAGCGCAGUCUGGAGGUCACCCUCUGGGACUUCUGCCCUGACCGUGACAGCGUCUUCCUCGGCGAGUGCUCGGUGGAGCUGCAGAAGGCGUUCCUGGAGGACCGCCCGGUGUGGUACCGCCUGGAGGAUCCCCGCAACCUGCGCGCCGCGGGCGGCAAAUCACCGCAGGUGUCGCCACGUGGGUCCCUGGCCGGCGAGCUGGCCCAGCGGCUGCUGCGCAGGACAGACUUCCAGCAGAGGUCCUUCUCUGAUGACAAGGAGAGCGACGAGCGGUCCGGGGGUUCCCCCGAGCCGAGCCUGCUGCACCCGGACCACGCGUGGCUGCUGGGCUCGGCGUGCAGCUCGCGGCGCGGCUCCAGCCAGUCUGAGCAGCUCGAGGUGGAGACCUACCAGCUGGGCAGGGACUUCUCGCGCUCGCUGCCCGGCUCCAGGAGGUCGUCCUUCCAGUCGCAGCAGGGCGACGCAGCCAAGGGCAAUAUGGCCGACCCGGAUAUCCCACCUGUUGCGUACAACAAAGAGCGGCGCCGCAGCAGCUGCACGCGCCACAUGCGCGACCCGGAUGAGAUCCUGCGGAGCCUGAAGGCCGUCAAGGGAGAGCUGGCGCUCGGACGCGCCAUGAGCUUCAGCGAGAAGGCGCGACGCCCGUACGUAGAGUGUGUAGAGAUGGCCGCCAAGUCCGCAGGGAUGCCGGCGAGUGGUAAGGCGGGAGUGUUUCUGCCGCCAGGGUGCAGCGUGGACAACGCCUCGUUGUCUAGGCCGCGCGGCGAGCACGCCAGGGCGCAGCUGUACCAGAGGAGCCAGCUUGUCAGGGGCAGCAGGCGGGAGUCGAUGGUGGUGGGCGAGCUGCCGGCGCAGCUGCCCCAGGCGUCCGCGGGCAGCCCCUCGGACGAGGAGGACCGCUGGGGCGUGGUGGACCUGCAGCUGGGCCCCGGGCAGAUCCAGCCGCGCGGCUACCGCCUCACGUCGGCGCGCUACGGCGAGGUCUACCUGGGCCUGCUGAUGACCAAGGGCCAGCUGGAGGUCGAGGUAGUCAGCGCCCGCAACUUCUGCAGCGAGGACCGCGAGAACCCACCAGACACCUACGUGAAGACGUACCUGCGGGACGGCGAGCGGUGGCUGCAGAAGCGCAAGACGCGCGUGGUGCGGCACAGCCUCGAGCCGCAGUUCCGGCAGACGCUGCGUUACAGCGCGUGCGACGUGCUGGGCCGCGCGCUGCUCGUCAUGCUGUGGGAGCGCCAGCCCGGCUUCGAGCACAACGUGGGCCGCGGCGGCGCCGAGGUGGCGCUCGACAAGCUCACGCUGACGCAGCCCACGCACGCCUGGUACCCGCUCUUCCCGCUGCACUCGCUCGGCUCUGACUCCAACGACUCCCCAUGA
Schistocerca serialis cubense is the source of this 1686-nucleotide messenger RNA. Its product is annotated as regulating synaptic membrane exocytosis protein 1-like. The coding region runs from base 1 to 1686 and encodes 561 amino acids. The transcript is spliced from 11 exons. Gene Ontology annotation, molecular function: small GTPase binding; transmembrane transporter binding. The record is from RefSeq and is a predicted model, not a curated record. Lineage: Eukaryota; Metazoa; Arthropoda; Insecta; Orthoptera; Acrididae. Gene Ontology annotation, cellular component: cytoskeleton of presynaptic active zone; presynaptic membrane. Gene Ontology annotation, biological process: regulation of membrane potential; calcium ion-regulated exocytosis of neurotransmitter; regulation of synaptic plasticity.